Chenopodium quinoa (quinoa) is the source of this 1507-nucleotide messenger RNA. RefSeq names its product transcription factor bHLH79-like. Gene Ontology annotation, cellular component: nucleus. The record is from RefSeq and is a predicted model, not a curated record. Bases 310 to 1182 code for a protein of 290 amino acids. Gene Ontology annotation, molecular function: protein dimerization activity; DNA-binding transcription factor activity. Lineage: Eukaryota; Viridiplantae; Streptophyta; Magnoliopsida; Caryophyllales; Amaranthaceae. The transcript has 6 exons. Gene Ontology annotation, biological process: regulation of DNA-templated transcription.
ACGUGCGCAGUGGGCGCAGUGUACACUUACCGGUUACCCCAACUCAAACAGAUCUCUUUCCUCUCUUUCUAGACUUUAUAUAAUUAAGCUCACUCUUAAAUUCAUUUUUCCCUCAACAAAAUCAGAACAAUUGAGCAACAAUCUGGACCAAAUUUCACCAAAUUAAGCAUCACCCAUUUCAAUUUAACUAUCCAAUUGCAAUACCCACAUCUCAAUUCCUCGAAAUUCCUCCAAGUUUUUUGGGGAUUUGGCGUUUUAGGUCAACCUUAAACUGCAAAAUUUGAAUGUGAUAAAAGAAAAACUAAUCUAAUGGAUCCUCCAUUGAUAAGUGAAGGUUCAUUCUCAACAGCAAACCCUUCAAUGGCUGAGAUUUGGCCGUUUAACGGCGGCGGCGAUUCUGACGGGGGCGGAAUGUUGGGGUUGAGAAUGAGUAGUGGUAGUGGUGGGUUUGUGAGUAGUUUGAUUGAUGGGUUAUUGAAUAAUAGUGUUGUUGGAGUAAUGAAUAGAGAUACAUCAAUUGAAGAAUCAACUGUCACUGACCAAAGUGGUAGUCGCGGCGGCGGAAGAAAGAGGAGAGAAAAUGUUUCAGAGGAUGAGUCUUCUAAGAUUGUUUCCACUACUAGUAGUGGCAAUGAAUUGAAAGAAUCAAAUGGUAAACGAACCAAAACAUCCUCACAGGAUGAAAAUGGCAGUUCAAAGGCUGGAGGUGAAUCAAAUUCAGCAGGUGGUAACAAGCCUGCUGAUAAAUCAGCUGAACCACCAAAAGACUACAUUCAUGUCAGAGCAAGAAGGGGUCAAGCUACAGAUAGCCACAGUCUUGCAGAAAGAGCCAGGAGAGAGAAGAUAAGUGAGAGAAUGAAAAUUUUACAAGAUUUGGUUCCUGGAUGCAACAAGGUUAUUGGAAAAGCACUUGUCCUUGAUGAGAUUAUCAACUAUAUACAAUCCUUACAACGACAGGUUGAGUUCUUGUCCAUGAAGCUGGAAGCAGUCAAUUCUGGGAUGGUCCCUUCUAUCGGGGGAUUCCAUUCAAAAGAUGCUAAUCAGCUAGGGAUGUCCUCAUUUGAUCCAAGUAUGAUGUUGGCACAAGCUGCUAGAGAAUUAGCAGCCGCAGCAGGAGGAGGAGGACCGCAAUCAGAGUGGUUACAUAUGCAAUUAGGCGGAAGUUUCGAACGAACAUCAUGAUUCCUUGUAAAAGAUCGCUUUGAAAUUCACUACCUUAAUCAAUUAUUUCACAUAAUCAGGGAACAACUCUACCUACAUCAUUCUACUGUUUGGGUGGGGAUGUUUAUUUCUAUAUUUAAUUUUCCUUGAUUUGUAAUACAAGAAUACUGCCUUCUGUAGAAAGUAUUCAUUGUAACCUUCAGCCCUGUUGUAUGACCCUCUAACUAGUACCCAAAGACUGAAGAGUCCUAGGUUGCUGAAAGUGUUGAAUCUGUAUAACCGAGAUUAUUAUGCUUCUAAGAAAAAUCUUCUAUUAUAAUGACUAUUGUGAGAUGUGGUCUACUAA